This is a messenger RNA of Nelumbo nucifera (sacred lotus), 1779 nucleotides long. RefSeq names its product FACT complex subunit SPT16-like. Gene Ontology annotation, biological process: transcription elongation by RNA polymerase II. The record is from RefSeq and is a predicted model, not a curated record. Gene Ontology annotation, molecular function: nucleosome binding. Gene Ontology annotation, cellular component: FACT complex. Lineage: Eukaryota; Viridiplantae; Streptophyta; Magnoliopsida; Proteales; Nelumbonaceae.
UUAUUUGGCGCGUUUUGCGUACCAACCCAAAUCUCCUGCUUCUGUGAGGAAUGUCGGAUAUGGAUUCCCAACCCCCAAGCAAGUUUUGAGUCUUCUCAGGAACGUAAGAUGAGAUUCUAAGUUCUAACCCCCUCCAAUUUCCAAAACAGCAGAAACCCAUUACCAUGAGGGGAUUCUAAGCAACACAGCAUGAACCUGAGAGCAUUCAAGAAGAGAUUGAGGUUAUUUUACUCGAGCUGGAAGGAAAGAAACGGAUCUCUAUGGUGUGAUUCCAACGUUCUUUUGCUCUGCACACCCCCUCCACCCGCCGACGGUUCCCCUUCCGCCGCCCUUUCCCAUCCAGUAACCUCCGCCUUCUACGUCUGGCUUCUCGGCCAUGACUUCCCCGACACGAUUGCUGUCUUCACGUACAACGGAAUCUACUUCGUGUGCACCAAGAAGAAGGCAUCCCUCCUCAAGAAACUGGUGCCUACUGCCAUGGAAGCUGAGAAUGUCGUAAUCGCGAUCCAUGAGAAGGUCAGUAAAGAUAAUGGGUAUGCGUUGAUGGAUGAGAUUUUACAGGCGGUGAGGGAUCGAUUCAAGUCGACGUUGCCGCCUUUUCCGGCCAAGUAUAAUUCCGAGAGUGACGGUAACCGUCCUUUUGUCAUUGGGUUGGCCGAGGGAGAGUUUCCGAGAUCAAAGCUUUUAUGGACGUGGAGCAGGAAGGCCGAGACGGAUGAAUGUAGAACAGUGUAUGUAAACAGUGCUCUGUCCAGGUUGUUUGGAGUCAAGGCUGAUAAAGCAUUGAAUGUUGAUCUUCAUAUGAAGGCUCUACCGAAGGGAGUAGAAGAGGCCUUAUUGUUGGAUGAUGAGAGAAGGACUGCUGAGGAUCUAUCAGAAAAAACAAUAAAGUCUGAAAAGGAGGCGGAAGAAGCAAAAAUAAGCAAACAAGAUUGUAAUACACAAUUGUCAAUUAGUCUGCCUCGGAAAAACGAGAGAGCUGAUGCACUUGUUGAGUCUACCUUGGAUUUUGAUGACACGGGCGAUUGGGUUGUGGUUUAAUUUGAUUUGGAGGAAUAUGCAUAGAGAGGAAGAACUAGGAUUGGGCAAUUACUACCUGUGAUCAAGCAAACUUCAGCAUCUCCUGAAGUUUUAUUAUGCCACCUGGGCAUUUAAUCUCAGCAUUUGCUGAAGAAAGAUGUUCAGAGUGGAUCAGAAGAAACUGAUAAAAAAAGAGUAGACCAGAAGACCGAAUGCCAGCUGAUGGGAUGUAUUGCAUUUCAUUUAAAUUAUGGAACUGAAACAGGAACUCCAAUAAACAAAAUCAAUAAAGAGCAUCUUCCAUGGGAUGUAUUGCAUUUCAUUCCAUCUCGGCUUUAACUGGUUGUUAUCGAACUGGUUUGAAUAUGAACAUGCAGUCCAAAUAUCGAUCUGGUGGGCAACUCAUGGUUGGAACUUUAUGUAAUUUAUAUUGGCGUUUUUAUUUCUUUAAUACUUUUUGAUUAUUCAUUUCAUGUGCUGUAUGUAAUUUAUAUGAACUUGUAAAAUUCAUUAGGAAUUGUAGACUGAUGAAAAAUCAAAUAUCAGUUGCAUCAAAUAUAUCCUUUAUUAAUGGAGUGGGCCCAAUACAUGUGAUCUGAACAAUUAUUAAGAGGAGGUCGGCUUUUAAACAUUGAAUGUAUGUUUUUCUAUGUACAAUGCAUUGUUCAUCACUCAUCCGUGGCAUCUGACUUGUUUGAGCAUUGGCCUAAAUGGAUUGGAUUGGUGGAAAUUAGUCUCUGUUUGGAUAACCUUUUGAUU